UGGAGUAUACAAUAAUGAUGUAUUUGAUGAAUCAAAUACAUGGUCUAAUAAUGAACCAUUUCAUUUUAACAUAACAUUGAAAUUAGUUGAUAAUAUUAGUUGAAUAUUUUUUUUCUUUUUUUUUAUUUUUAUUUUUGUCAAAGGUUUCAUUCAUGCAUAAUCUAUAUCGAGUAGACCUUGUCGUUGUGAGAAUUCUUAAUUCAUGAGUUGUAGGGAGGGACUUAUGUCACCACAAACAGAGACUAAAGCAAGUGUUGGAUUUAAAGCUGGUGUUAAAGAUUACAAAUUGAAUUAUUAUACUCCUGACUACGAAGUCAAAGAUACUGAUAUCUUGGCAGCAUUCCGAGUAACUCCUCAACCUGGAGUUCCGCCCGAAGAAGCAGGGGCUGCGGUAGCUGCCGAAUCUUCUACUGGUACAUGGACAACUGUGUGGACUGAUGGACUUACCAGUCUUGAUCGUUACAAAGGGCGAUGCUACCACAUCGAGGCCGUUGUUGGGGAGGAAAAUCAAUAUAUUGCUUAUGUAGCUUAUCCUUUAGACCUUUUUGAAGAAGGUUCUGUUACUAACAUGUUUACUUCCAUUGUGGGUAAUGUAUUUGGUUUCAAAGCCUUACGAGCUCUACGUCUGGAGGAUCUGCGAAUUCCCACUUCUUAUUCCAAAACUUUCCAAGGCCCGCCUCACGGCAUUCAGGUUGAAAGAGAUAAGUUGAACAAGUAUGGUCGUCCCCUAUUGGGAUGCACUAUUAAACCAAAAUUGGGAUUAUCUGCAAAAAACUACGGUAGAGCGGUUUAUGAAUGUCUACGUGGUGGACUUGAUUUUACCAAAGAUGAUGAAAACGUAAACUCACAACCAUUUAUGCGUUGGAGAGAUCGUUUCUUAUUUUGCACCGAAGCACUUUUUAAAGCGCAGGCCGAAACAGGUGAAAUCAAAGGACAUUACUUGAAUGCUACUGCGGGUACAUGUGAAGAAAUGAUGAAAAGGGCCAUAUGUGCCAGAGAAUUAGGAGUUCCUAUCGUAAUGCAUGACUACUUAACUGGUGGAUUCACUGCAAAUACUAGCUUGGCUCAUUAUUGCCGUGACAACGGCCUACUUCUUCACAUCCAUCGCGCAAUGCAUGCAGUUAUUGAUAGACAGAAAAAUCAUGGUAUGCAUUUCCGUGUACUAGCUAAAGCAUUACGUAUGUCUGGUGGAGAUCAUAUUCACGCCGGUACAGUAGUAGGUAAACUGGAAGGGGAACGUGAGAUGACUUUAGGUUUCGUUGAUUUAUUACGUGAUGAUUAUAUCGAAAAAGACCGAAGUCGCGGUAUUUUCUUCACUCAAGAUUGGGUCUCUAUGCCAGGUGUUCUGCCCGUGGCUUCAGGGGGUAUUCAUGUUUGGCAUAUGCCUGCUCUGACCGAAAUCUUUGGGGAUGAUUCCGUACUACAGUUUGGCGGAGGAACUUUAGGACACCCUUGGGGAAAUGCACCUGGUGCAGUAGCUAAUAGGGUGGCUUUAGAGGCGUGUGUACAAGCUCGUAAUGAGGGACGUGAUCUUGCUCGUGAAGGUAAUGAAAUUAUCCGUGAAGCUAGCAAAUGGAGCCCUGAACUAGCCGCUGCUUGUGAAGUAUGGAAAGAGAUCAAAUUCGAAUUCGAACCAGUAGAUAAGCUAGAUAAAGAGAAAAAGUAAGUGUGCAUAAUUCAGUAAUUCCUGUUUGUUCUCCUAAUUGAUUGCAAUUAAAGUCGGCCCAAUCUUUUCCUAAAAAAAAGAUUGGGCCGAUUGCCGAAUAAAAAAAAAAAGAAUGAGCAUUCUAUACUAUGUAUUUGCAUAUAUCUUUUAUAUGUACAGAUGUACAGAUCUUACCUAUAUAUAUACAAGAUAAGAUCGAAGACUAAACAACUCAAUACUUCUAUUGUUUGUUGUUGGAUCCAUAGGAUUGGAUUAAUUAUGGAUCCUUGGGAUUGGUGGACUUUUUUAUAUCUCCUAGUUUCAGGCCAUAGAUCAAGCCAAGGGAAAGGCUCCUUUACCCAUCCUAUAUAUUGUCUUUUUCGUUCCAUGUUAAAAUAGAAACUUAAUUAUUUGAUUAUACGAGAACAAAUUCUUUAUUCUUUAUUUAUAGAAAUAAACAACUAUCUCUAUUUUCGAUGAGAAUUUGUACAUCACAUGGAAGAAAGCUGUGUCUUUCUAUUUUAAAAUUUAUAAAAAGAUUCUAUCAAUAUAUAUUGAAGUGAUACCUCGGCUUCCCACAAAGGAGAAUCAUUUCUUUCAAUACUUACUCGUUCUUUCAAUACUUACUCGUUAUUAAUUAACAAUCCUAAUGAUUAGGAUUAGAUUCGUAUGCUUAAUUCUGAUAAGAAAUCAAAUAGUGAAAGUAAAAUGAUUAUCCAUCGAAUGUAUUGUAUUUCAUCAAAUAGGGGGUAGAAAGACUCUAUGGGAAAAUGGUGGUUCCGUUCGAUGUUGUCUAACGAGAAGUUAGAACAUAGGUGUGGGCUAAGUAAAUCUAGGUGUGGGCUAAGUAAAUCAAUGGAUAGUCUUGAUGGUAUUGGACAUACCAGUAGAAGUGAACAACCUAUUCUAAACGAUACGAAGAACGAUACGAAGAAAAAGAUUCCUAGUUGGAAUCAUAGUGGUAAUUAUAGUUUCACUAAUGUUGAUUCUUUAUUUGAAAUCAAGGAUAUUUGGAGUUUGAUCUCUGAUGACACUUUUUUAGUUAGGGAUAGUAAUGGUGACAGUUACUCUGUAUAUUUUGAUAUUGAAAAUCAGAUUUUUGAGGUUGACAAUGAUAGUUCUUUUCUGAGUGAACUAGAAAAAAAACUUUCUAGUUAUUUGAGUAGGGGGUCUAAGAAAAAGAAUCACUACUAUUAUCAUUACAUGUAUGAUACUCAAUCUGGUUGGAAUAAUCACAUUAAUAGUUGCAUUGAUAGUUAUCUUCGUUUUGAAGUCAGUAUUAAUAGUUCUAUUUCGGGUAGUACCAACAAUUACAGUGACAGUUACUUUUAUAACUUCAUUUGUACUGAAAAUAGAAAUAGUAGUGAGAGCGGUAGGUCUAGUAAAAGAACUAGAAAAAAUUUCAAUGAUUUCCAUGAAGAGGUGGAAUCCGAUUUCCAUGAAGAAGUAGAAUUCCACGAAGAAGUAGAAUCCGACUUCCAUGAAGAAGUAGAAUCCGAUUUCCAUGAAGAAGUAGAAUUCCACGAAGAAGUAGAAUCCAAUGAUUUCAAUGAAGAAGUAGAAUCUGAUUUCAAUGAAGAAGUGGAAUCCGAUUUCAAUGAAGAAGUGGAAUCCGAUUUCAAUGAAGAAGUGGAAUCCGAUUUCAAUGAAGAAGUGGAAUCCGAUUUCAAUGAAGAAGUAGAAUUCCAUGAAGAAGUAGAAUUCCAUGAAGAAGUAGAAUCCGACUUCCAUGAAGAAGUAGAAUCCAAUGAUUUCAAUAUAAAUCAAAAAUACAAACAUUUAUGGGUUCAAUGCGAAAAUUGUUAUGGAUUAAAUUAUAAAAAAUUUUUUAAGUCAAAAAUGAAUAUUUGUGAACAGUGUGGAUAUCAUUUGAAAAUGAGUAGUUCAGAUAGAAUUGAACUUUCGAUUGAUCCCGGAACUUGGGAUCCUCUGGAUAAAGAUAUGAUAUCUAUAGACCCCAUUGAUUUUCGUUCAAAAGAGGAACCUUAUGGAGAUCGUAUCGAUUCUUAUCAAAGAAGGACAGGUUUAGCUGAUGCUAUUCAAACAGGCAUAGGUCAAAUAAAUGGUAUUCCCGUAGCAAUUGGCGUUAUGGAUUUUCAGUUUAUGGGAGGUAGUAUGGGAUCCGUAGUAGGCGAGAAAAUUACUCGUUUGAUCGAGUAUGCUACUAAUCGAUCUCUACCUGUCAUUAUUGUGUGUGCUUCUGGAGGAGCACGCAUGCAAGAAGGAAGUUUGAGCUUGAUGCAAAUGGCUAAAA
Messenger RNA from Musa acuminata AAA Group (dessert banana), 3899 nucleotides. Its product is annotated as ribulose bisphosphate carboxylase large chain. The transcript has a single exon. Gene Ontology annotation, molecular function: ribulose-bisphosphate carboxylase activity; magnesium ion binding. Gene Ontology annotation, biological process: carbon fixation. The record is from RefSeq and is a predicted model, not a curated record. Bases 203 to 1666 code for a protein of 487 amino acids. NCBI's taxonomy places the organism in Eukaryota, Viridiplantae, Streptophyta, Magnoliopsida, Zingiberales, Musaceae.